GCGGGCUGGGCGGGGCCGCGCGUGCCGGCGUUGCCGGGUAACGGCCGCCCCGGGCAAUGGCGGCGGGGCCGCCCCGCGGUUGAUGCCUGGCGAUUUAAAGUCGUAGGAAUAGCUGGCAAAGCUGUUUAGGACUGUGUUGAAAAUGCUGGGAGAGAAAAAGCAGUUAAUGGUGGCAAGAAACCUUUACACAGACCCCACGUUUCCGGCCAGUGAUACCUCUAUAUUUUUUAAUUAUUGUACCCCGCUUGCCCAAUUCAGAGGCGAGAUCUCUUGGUUGAGACCUAAGGACAUUUGUUCCUCUCCUCGGUUAUUUUCAAACAAUCUGCAGGAUGUGCAAGUAAAACAAGGAAUUUUGGGAGACUGUUGGUUCCUGUGUGCCUGUGUAGCUUUGCAGAAGAGCAAAUACUUACUGAACAAGGUAAUCCCUCCAGGUCAGCCCAGCUGGACAGAUGAGUCCUACCAAGGCUGUUUCACCUGCCGGGUCUGGCAGUUUGGCCACUGGGUGGAAGUGACCAUUGAUGAUCGCCUGCCUUGCCUUGGGGGCAAACUCUGCUUUUCCCAGUGUCAGACAGAGGAUUUGUUUUGGCUUCCACUACUGGAAAAAGCUUAUGCAAAAGUGCAUGGAUCUUAUGAGCAGUUGUGGGCAGGACAGGUGGCAGAUGCUUUGGUUGAUCUGACUGGAGGAAUUGCUGAAAGAUGGACCCUGAAAGGCCCUGGAAAAAAUGUGGAGAAAGAGAAGACUGGCAUGGUUUUGGAGAAAGCAGUGUUUAGAAGAUUAAUGAAUCUGAAGGAGCAGUGUGUAAUAAGCUGUUCAGUCCUCAACUCCAGACGAGGUGCAAGUGAACUAGGAGAAUUUCAUGCCUUUAUUGUGAUAGACACAUUGAAUCUCUCUGAAGUGUCAGGCAAGGAAAUCUUCCUGCUACGAAUACGAAAUCCGUGGGGGAGGCGGUGCUGGAAAGGGCCUUGGUGUGAGGGUGGUCAAGGAUGGAACCAGCUGGAUCCAGUAGUUGCUUCAGAACUCCUCUCACAGAUCCAAGAAGGAGAAUUCUGGGUUGAUGAAGAGGAAUUUUUCAGGGAGUUUGAUGAGAUUACUGUGGGCUUUCCAGUCAAUGAGGAAGGACAACUUCAGAGCCUCUAUACAGAGAAAGUGCUGUAUCACUCUCAGAAUCUCUUUGGAUCCUGGGUGAGAGGCCAGUCUGCAGGUGGCUGCCGCAACAACAGCAGCUUCCCUACCAACCCCAAGUUCUGGCUGAGGGUCUGUGAAUCGAGUGAGGUGUGCAUUGCUCUGCUGCAGAAACACAGGGAAUACAGCACUGACUGGGCUGGAAGGAUUCAAAAUCCAACUCGCUUAGCAGAGGAAAAUCCAUCUUUGACUGAAGGCAUACAGGGAAAGAAUUACCAGGCUGUGGGAUUGCAUGUCUGGAAGGUGGAGAAGAAACGAUUUAACCUUCCAAAGACCCUCUCUGCUCCUCCAGUUGUAGGUACCAUCUGCCAUUCCUACGAUAGAGAAGUCCAUGUGUGCUGUGACCUUUCACCUGGCUUUUAUCUUGUUGUUCCCAGCACUUUUCUGAAAGAUGCAGUAGGGAAUUUCUUGCUUCGUGUAUUUUCAACGGGAAGGAUCUCUCUCAGUGAACUAAAGCCACCACCCAUGGAUGCUACCCUCUGUGAAGAACUCCCAGCUGGCGAAUGGGAGACAGUGCAGCUGCAUGGAUGCUGGAAGAAUGGGCUAAAUGCUGGAGGUAGCAGGAACUUCCCCUCCUUCCAUAUCAAUCCUUGCUUUCCCCUCUCCAUUCCUGCAGGACCAGGGAAAAGCAGUGUGAAAGUCACCCUCCGUCAGCACUGCCUGGAUAGCAAGUGUUGUCCAAUAGGUUUCCAUAUUUUUCAGGUGCCUAACAGCGGCUGGAAACCACAAACUACUUCUUUUGUACACUUGGAGCCACUGGUGAGCUGUGUUCCUCACUGCUAUUCCCAGGAAGUCAGCCGACUUUGCAGGCUUCCUGCAGGAAAUUAUGUCAUUAUUCCUUCUACAUACUUGCCCAAUACAGAAGGCAAUUUUACAGUGGUCAUAGCAACCAAAAUAGACAGGAAGCGCAUUCACAGCCAGGAGACACUUGGACAAGUAUUACAAGAGGUUUCCUUUACAACUGUGAUGAAAAGGUAGGGUAUACCUCAAGAACCAUCAAAAUACACUGGAGUGGAAAAAGUCCAAGUUUGUAUCUGACACUGCCAGUCCUGCUGCUGAGCACUUUACCUUGGGCCCUUUAGGGAACCAAGCAGAUGAUGGGUUCAAAAGAAAGAUUUUUUUGGUGAGUUUUCUUAAUGAAUGCCAGAAAUAAAAAAGACAAGACUUGAAAGCUUUUGAACUAUCCUGUCAGACUGCUUUUAUAAAUCUGUAAGAAUGUGUUUUAUGGAAACAUGCCCUUAUACCCUUGCUGCAAGAAAUGUGCAGUUUAAAAGUUUGUUCUUAAUUUAUGUUUGAAAGUGUUUCUUAUUCAAGCAGGAUUUUUUAAAUGUUAUAUUUUCCUCAAUGAAAAUAAAGUGACAUUGAAAGUUUUAAAAUGGCUUUUAUUUAAAAAGUGAAAUAUUUCAAUGAUGUCAAGUAUGCAUUUGUUCUGUGGUAGCAAACAUUACCAUGUGUUAGAAACCUGGGGUUUCACUUAGUGGAAGGGAAUAAUUGGAAAUACUUGCGAAGACAAUCAAGUCUUCCAUUAGUUUUAUGUCCCAGAAACAUGUAGUAUUCUACUUUUGCUUUUAACUACAUCCUGCCAUAAUUUCUGCUAGCUCCUGUUGAACUUUGAAAAUUGAAAGGAUUUAGGAUGCUUUUGGCUGAAUUUUAAAUGGUCAAAACCUUCCACUUCUGUUAAUGUCGAAAAAGAAGAAAAGAAAACGCUGUGAGUAAUAAAUCUCUACUGUACCUACAAAAACAA
Vidua chalybeata is the source of this 2927-nucleotide messenger RNA. It is a transcript of the gene CAPN10, whose product is annotated as calpain 10. NCBI's taxonomy places the organism in Eukaryota, Metazoa, Chordata, Aves, Passeriformes, Viduidae. Gene Ontology annotation, biological process: proteolysis. Gene Ontology annotation, cellular component: cytoplasm. Bases 143 to 2161 code for a protein of 672 amino acids. The record is from RefSeq and is a predicted model, not a curated record. The transcript is spliced from 14 exons. Gene Ontology annotation, molecular function: calcium-dependent cysteine-type endopeptidase activity.